Adineta steineri is the source of this 3975-nucleotide messenger RNA. NCBI's taxonomy places the organism in Eukaryota, Metazoa, Rotifera, Eurotatoria, Adinetida, Adinetidae. The record is from the annotation of a GenBank genome assembly.
AUGGCAGAAACCAUCUCUCAUGAUCGAAUGAAUAGAUUCAAGCAGUUACGUGAUUAUAUGAGAAAAAUUAAUCUUUUCGACGAUGCAGAAAUCACAUCUGUUAUCGAUCAGUUACUUGCAACAAGAAUUGUUAUUUUUCUAAUGACUACAGCUCUCAUUAGUAUGAUUACUUGGGCUAGUUUAGCUAUUCAGACACAUUCUGUCACUAUUCAGUCACCAUCUGAAACUAUUUUCAAACAACUAUCUGUUAAUUAUUCAAGUACACUUUCAUGUCGAUGUACACAAACAUCGAUUCAUCAUCGUCAAUUUCUUUCGUUUCAUCCACAAUAUCAUCCAAUAUGUACAAGUCAAUUUAUUAAUCAUUCAUUUAUUUCAGCUUUAUCUAACAUGAACAUCAAUGAAUAUUAUAUGCAGGAUUAUCGCAUUACAGUGUCAUCUCAUUUCCAGCUACUUGCACUACUUUGUGAAACAAUAAAACAAAUGAUAGAUGAUUCAUUAUUUAUUUUUAAUUCUAAAUACUUUACUACCACUCAAGUUUUGUCUAUUGAAAAGUUUGAGGCACAGAUUGAUCAACUUAUGAAACAGCUAAAAUCAACAAUAAUGACUGAUAUGAAACAUACAAGUGACUAUCUUGGAUUAAUUAUUUUUCAAAAUCGCAUUUAUUCAGCAUUGCGUACAAACCAUUUUAUUCGAUAUAUUCCUAUUUCUGAUACAUACUUUCACUUUCCAAAUGAAUACAACAGUUUGGGUGCUAAGUGCUCUUGUGACACAAACGGUGCUUGUAUGAGCCAAGCUGAAUUAUACAAUUUCCAAGGAUACUCAAUAAGCAAUUCCUCAACUGCAGAUAAAUAUGUGUUUGCUUUCUAUAUAAGCCGAAUACUCACUAUUCCCGGUAUGAUGGUUGGUUGUUCACCAUAUAGUUCAUUACUUCAAUCAUCACUUGCAUGUUUCUAUAGUCAAUCAUGUAUUCAGCGAAUUCAAAUAUUUAUCCAUGGUUUCUCAUUAGUUUCACCACUUUCAUCAUCUCAUUUUCAGCUAGAUGCAACAGUUGAACAUCUCUUGAAUGAAUUAUUUAUUGAAUCAUGGAAUGAAAAAAGAAAUUUUAGUGCUUAUUUUGACAUAUGUUCUCCACUUUCAUGUACUCAUACAUAUGAUCGACGAUUCAAUCUUCUUCAUAUAAUUGUGACCAUUAUUAGUCUUUUUGGUGGUGUACAGAUGACUGUAUUUCUGAUUGCUCCAUUUAUCGUUAAGAUUAUACGACGAUGUCAAAAGUGUAAACGUCAGUGUAAUAAAAGUGAUAAUCUAUCAACUGAAACUGAACUCGAAAUAAAUUCCAGUCAAAGUUUGAAAGAUCGUUUCGUGUCUUUUGUGAAUAAAAUGAAGAAGAAACUACUUACAUUAAAUAUGUUUCCAUACUUAUCUGACAUUACUGACGGGAUUUAUUCUACACGUGUCUAUCUGCUAUCAUUUGUUGUUGGAAUAACUAUUUUAGUAUUUUAUGCAUCAAUCUCUGUUCAAAUACGAAGUAUCACUGUAUAUCAACCAUCAUUAAAUAAAUAUGAACAAUUGUAUAAACAAUAUUCACGAACACUUGUGUGUCCAUGUACUCGUCUUUCUGUCUCAUAUUCAUCAAUCAUAGCUAUAGUGCCUCAUUAUCAUCAAGUGUGCUCAAGUGAUUUCAUCAAAGAUGAUGUCUGGUUGCUCUAUUUUACAGGACAUUUUCCUUUUCUUAAUAAUUUUGAUUUCCGUUUUAUGGGUAUGGGAUGGUUUUCCUUACUUCAAACAUUAUGUCGAAUGUCAAAUGAGACUGUGACAAAUGAACUAUUUGUCUUUAAUGAUAUGCAAUUUAUUAGUAGUCAAGUAGUGCCAAAUGAUUUAUUCGACAUACAAGCUUCUGCACUGAUUCAUCAAUUUCAACAGCAGACUGUCGAUUCUUUUCUUGGCCUAUUUGAACUUGUUCGCGCUUUGAUUCAACUGAACCAAUUUGCUGUUGUGCGCAACACGAAUGCUCGAAUAUAUCAUUCGAAUACUGCUAAUAAUAAAACGCAUUAUUUCCAAUCAACAACAAGUUAUGACAACGACUGCUCAUGUGGCAAAAGUACCUCUUGUACACGUCCUCAAGGAUUUUAUUGUAUGGAAAUAAAUUGUAAAACAUACUUAAGUAAACCAAAUGAAACGAUUUCUGGUAUGGUGCUAAGUUGCCUACCUGUUGAUUCACUUCUUUCGUCGUCACUUCAAUGUUUCUACAAUGCAUCAUGUCUAAAAAUGAUAAUUAGAGAGCGUUCAUUUCGAAUUAACGUUUCAAAGAUAGAUCCACGUGCUGCCAAUAUUACUCCACUCAAUCCUAAAUCUGAUCGUCGCUCUUCACCUAACACUACAUUGGAUAACAUUGUUUCCCAGUUAUUUAUUGAAGAUUGGACAAACACAACUAAUUUUAGUUCAUAUUAUCAUCAAUGUGCACCAGAUCAAUGUACUUAUACUUAUGAACAACGUUUCAAUCGAGUUUAUAUUAUUGGAACUGUAUUUGAGAUAGUUGGUGGUCUAUCUGUUGCACUUAACUUAUUCAUUCCUCUUCUUGUAAUAUUACUCCGGCGAAUAUAUCAUAUUUGUCGCAGACGACGUUUGGUUGAAGUUCCAACUGAAGUCACUGUAGAAACAAGUAUUGGUCGGAAGCUGUCAUUACGAGUUGCUCGUAUUCAACAUUCUCUUCGAAAAAUGAACUUCUAUAAAAAAAUAUCAAAGAACUGUCCUUCAGAACAACUACAAACAGCAGAUCAAAUCUUAGUUAUACAACGUCAACAAAUAGCAACUCGGUUCUACAUUAUCUUCUUUCUCAUAGCACUAGUUGUGAUUAUACUAUUUAGUGCUAUUAAUUCACAACGACAUUCUAUUACGAUACCAACACCGACACUAUUCAUCUUUGAAUCUCUUCAAGAUCAAUACUCAUCAUCACUUUCAUGUCCGUGUUCACAAAUUACAAUACAAUAUGCAAAUUUUGUUACAGUUGAGUCAACAAAUUAUCAUCAAGUGUGUUUUAGUAAUUUUACUAAACCACAAUUUAUCAGUUUACUUUGGGGUUCAGAUGAAAAAAGUGCAUUUCACUUGGAUCUUGAUAGAAAAAUCCUAAGUACAGAAUUUCGGCUGUUAUCAAAAUUGUGUUCUCUUGCAAUGAAUACCACUGAGCAACAGAUUAAAAUGUUUUCUUCUCGAGAACUGAUAAGCGUGGAAGCAUUAACACAUCACUCAUUUCAAACUCAAAUCAAUUCGAUUAUCAAUAGUUUUAUUUAUGAAACACCAGCCAGGUUUCGAAGAAUACAUAAAUAUAUCAUAGAGAUGCUUCGUGUCAAUCAACUACAAAGUAUGUUCUUAACAAAUUGGAAUCUUCGUUCAUCAACUGCCGAAGAUGCAUAUUUGAUCUUAUCAAGUCCAGUACUAUACAAUGAAAGUGGUCAGUCUUGUUCUUGUGAUAUUAUGUCAACAUGCACGAGAUCCUUAUUGACGAAUUUGAAUAAAACAGAAAAUUUCUCAGGUCUUGUUAUUGGUUGUUUACCAGUUUAUGGUCUUCGUCUAUCAACACUUGAAUGUUUUUACAAUUCAACAUGCUUACAAAGAUUAGCUACUUUUCUUAACAGUUCAUAUGUUCUAUCACCUCUGAAUAUUUCAUUAUAUUCUCGUUUCAUACCAAUAUCAUCAACAACAGUUGGAACAUUGAUUGAUGAACUAUUUAUUGAAACAUGGUAUAAUACAAGUAAUUACUCGAGUUAUUUUUCAAGUUGUGCACCAUUAACAUGUCACUAUAGCUAUGAGAAAAGAAAUAGUAUAUUAUAUAUGAUAACAACAUAUGUGGGAUUAUUUGGUGGAUUAACUGUUGGAUUGAAAUAUGCUGUUUGGUAUGGUUUAUGUUUGUAUUGGAAAGUACAUCAGUUGUGUACUAAUGUUGGAGUUCGAGUUGAACCUGUGAAUAAUACUAAUUGA